This is a messenger RNA of Anastrepha ludens (Mexican fruit fly), 573 nucleotides long. RefSeq lists its product as uncharacterized. The record is from RefSeq and is a predicted model, not a curated record. Lineage: Eukaryota; Metazoa; Arthropoda; Insecta; Diptera; Tephritidae. Bases 1 to 573 code for a protein of 190 amino acids. The transcript has a single exon.
AUGGAUGAAUGCAAAGGAGCGUCAACGCCAUUCGCUAGCGGCACCGUUCUGGAUAAAUGCUUAGAUCCAGACUGUUUGGGCUAUGAAACUAAAAACUAUCAAUCGCUUGUUGGUGGUUUGACAUACUUGGCUACCGUUUCGAGACCAGACAUCGCUUACACCGUAUCCAAACUAGCUCAAUUCCAUGGACAUCCACAUAGAGAGCAUAUGUUGGCAGCAAAAAGAGUGCUUAGAUACCUGAAAUCUAAGCCUCAGGGUACGUUAACUUUUCUACCUAACAGCCAUAGUCUUAUUUGCUUUACAGAUGCUGAUUGGGCUUCUGAUAGUACGGAUAGAAAAUCGUACAGUGGAUUCGCUUUGUUCCUAGGCGAAAACCUGAUUGCGUGGGAAUCCAAGAAACAAAAGGUGGUUUCACUUAGUACUAUGGAGGCGGAGUACAUCGCGAUGUGUUCCGGAGCAAAAGAAGUUACAUUUCAUAGAAGUCUGCUGCAGGAGAUGGGUUUUAAUGAAUACACUAAGAAGCCAACAACAAUCAUGUGCGACAACCAGAGUGCGCAAUUCUUAGUAUAUUAA